Messenger RNA from Amphibalanus amphitrite, 1551 nucleotides. Its product is annotated as skin secretory protein xP2-like. The record is from RefSeq and is a predicted model, not a curated record. Lineage: Eukaryota; Metazoa; Arthropoda; Thecostraca; Balanomorpha; Balanidae. The transcript is spliced from 3 exons. Bases 1 to 1551 code for a protein of 516 amino acids.
AUGAAGAAAAUUUUGAUUCAGGAACUGACGGCGCUGCUGGAGAGGCAGGCGGAGAGAGCCGCCGAGGCCGACAAGCGCCUGGAGCGUUUGGAGAGGCUGCUGUACAGAGAGCCCUCCGCGGGGACCGGGACGGGCACGACGGCCGGAGUGUCAGAGUCGGGGGCUGAGCGAGGCGCUGAGGGAUCCGUUGGACCAGCUGCCGCCGCCCGCCGGACUGUCUGCCUGCCGGCGUCGGCGACCCCGGCCCCGCACCUGAAGUCGGCCUCGACGUGCAAAGCCCGUGUCGAGUGCAGUGUGCGCGACAGUGAGACAGGAGCGGUGAGCAGGCUGGAGGACUCUGAGCCGACGCUCAGACACGCCGUGACACACGCCGGCGGAGACACGUGUCGCGCCGCUGGCGCCAUCUGUCGUGCGUGUGGCGAACCAGGACAUUUUGAGGUGGUGUGCCACCAGAGGGCCAGCACCACAGCGGUGGCGCCAUCUGCAGUGACGAGAGUACGAGACUCUCCGGGGGUGGCGCUAGUAGCGGUAGCCGCCGGCACCGCCGUGUCACCGCCGCCGGCGGACACGGGCCAAGCCGGGCACACUGCGCUGCAGCCCACGGAGCUGAGUGACGCUGCUGACGCCUACGGAGCCUCGCCGCCGCCGGCGGGAGCGCAGUCUACCAGGCCGGCUGCCGCCUACGGAGCCUCGCCGCCGCCGGCGGGAGGCCUACCCACGCGGACCAGGGACGGAGGUACAGCCGCCGGCUACGCCGUGUCGCCGCUGCCGGGGGACACCAGCCAAGCCGACUGUUGUGCGGCACAGCCCACCGAGCUGAGUGAGACUACUGACGUCUACGGAGCCUCGCCGCCGCCGGCGGGAGGCAUGCCAACUCGAAGCACGGAUGGAGGCCCAGCCGCCAGCACCGCCGAGUCGCCGCCGCCGGCGGGCACCGGCCAAGCCGGCUGUAGUCAUGCGGCGCAGCCUACCGAGCUAACUGACGCCUACGGAGCCUCGCCGCCGCUGGCGGGAGACCUGCCAGUACGGAGUGGGGACGGAGACCCGUCCGAACAAAUGGUAGCGGCUCACGCCGCCGCGCUCCUCCGUACGCCGCAGGGAUGCGUGCCCGCCGGUGGCAAGUCCGACCGGCGCGGUGACACGAACCUCGGUGACACCACCCUCCACUCGGUCGAGGUGGUGGAUGACCUGCUCGGCCCGACCGUCGAUGACGAGGUGUGGGAGGACGCUGAGGACCCGCUUCACGCAGCUGCCGUCGCAGCUAUGCUCGCUGAGCGGGAUACGGAGUGCGACGCGCGUCUGCCGCCGCUCGUGGACCCGAGUCUAAGGGUGACCAGAGCCGCCGGUGACCGCGACCCGUGGCCGCCACCGACACCGGAGCGACGCCUGCCGCGGACCUCCCCGUGCGACGGGGGGCGCGUCCGCUGCAAGAAGCGCCCGAGACGCCGCGGAAGAGAGCGCAGGCGCCGCCGUCUGCACCGCGCUGCGGUGGCCUUGUGCGCCCGGACCCCGGAGGGCCUGCUGUGGCGCCUUGGGGUGAAGACGAUGUGA